This is a messenger RNA of Racocetra persica, 475 nucleotides long. The record is from the annotation of a GenBank genome assembly. NCBI's taxonomy places the organism in Eukaryota, Fungi, Glomeromycota, Glomeromycetes, Diversisporales, Gigasporaceae.
GACAUGUCGAUCAUGGUAAAACUACUUUGACAUCAGCAAUUACCCAUGUUCAAUCCAAGAAAAAUAAGGCCAAGUCUCGGAAAUAUGAAGAGAUCGAUGCGGCUCCCGAAGAAAGAGCGCGAGGAAUUACUAUCAAAACCGCUCACGUUGAGUAUGAAACUGACACUAGACAUUAUGCUUUAAUUGAUUGUCCAGGCCACGCCGACUAUAUUAAAAACUUAAUUACUGGUGCAGCCCAAGCCAACGGCGGAAUUGUGGUAGUUGAUGCCAGUCAAGGUGGUCAAGAGCAAACCAAGGAACAUUUGCUUUUAGCGAAUCAAGUAGGAGUAAAAGAUGUAGUCGUUUUUGCGAAUAAGGUUGACGUGGUGGCAGAUAAGGAAAUGUUAGAUUUAGUGAAAGAGGAGGUUGAAGGAUUAUUAGAAAAAUACGGAUUUAACAAAAAUUCCCCCAUUAUUUUUGGUUCAGCGAAAAAGGC